Messenger RNA from Parnassius mnemosyne (clouded apollo), 1776 nucleotides. NCBI's taxonomy places the organism in Eukaryota, Metazoa, Arthropoda, Insecta, Lepidoptera, Papilionidae. The record is from the annotation of a GenBank genome assembly.
AUGCCUCCGGUUAAAGAUGAAACGAUAAGAGAAAUUAAUUGUUUUGACAUAAACAUAGUAGAGAAGAGCCCAGCAAAAAACAGUGCGCUUGUGGAUGUAAGAGCUUGUAAUAAACCUGCUGCCAAGGUAUGGUUCCGUGGGGUGAGGAGUUCGAAGUUCCGCCAUGUGUACGGAGUUUCUUUUAAGCGGGAGAGAUGUUACGACAACAUAAAAAUUACCAGGAACGCGCACGAUUCCAACUUCUGCGCGGUGAAUCCCAAGUUUGUGGCCAUCGUCACAGAGGUCGCUGGCGGCGGGGCAUUCCUUGUUCUACCUUUGGAUCACACGGGGCGACUUGACUUCAACGCGAGCCGUGUAACGGGCCACAAAGGCCCGGUGCUUGACAUCAAGUGGAAUCCGUUCAACGACAACAUCAUCGCUUCGUGCUCCGACGAUUGCACGGUGAAGUUAUGGCACAUUCCGGACGGUGGACUAUCCAUGCAUUUGACGGACUGGUUGGUGGAGUUGCACGGCCACAAGCGGCGCGUCGCCUAUAUCGAGUGGCAUCCAACGGCUGAAAACAUACUGCUUAGCGCCGGUUUUGAUUAUUUGAUAAUAGUGUGGGAUGUGGGUAAAGGGGAAGCGGUGAAGGUGAUCGAUUGCCACAGCGACGUGAUCUACUGCAUGUCUUUCAACCGCGACGGCUCGCUGCUGGCCACCACCUGCAAGGACAAGAAGCUGCGAGUGAUCGAGCCUAGGCGGGGCAUUGUGUUGUCUGAAGGACAGUGCCAUCUAGGUACGAAAGCGUCUAAAUGCACAUUCCUGGGCGGCCAGGGCAAAGUGCUGACAACCGGCUUCUCCCGGUACAGCGAUAGGCAGUAUGCUGUAUGGGACCAACACGAUUUGUCCAAGCCAUUGGUUUGUGAAACCAUCGACAGCUCCUCUGGCGUCGUCUUUCCUUACUAUGAUUAUGAUACUAACAUGGUAUACCUUGCUGGCAAGGGUGACGGUAACAUCAGAUACUACGAAGUGGUCGAGGAGGCGCCUUACGUUCAUUUCCUGAAUCAGUACCUGUCGGGAAACCCACAGCGAGGUCUGGGUUACAUGCCGAAACGUGGCGUGAACACGUCCAUCUGCGAAGUGUUCCGCUUCUAUAAGCUGCACACAUCGCGAGGACUUUGCGAGCCGAUCUCCAUGAUAGUACCGAGGAAAUCUGACUGUUUCCAGGAGGAUUUAUAUCCCGACACAGCAGCUCCCCUGCCUGCUCUCACCGGUAAAGAUUGGCUGAGUGGAAUGAAUGCACCCCCUAUUCUCAUAAGCAUGAAAACUGGUGUCACGAUCUCCACGCACAAGCCGCGUACGAACAACAAAGAUGCACCAGCGCUGCAACCUCAAGACGCGAAUAACAGGAAGAAGUUUGCCUUCCUGUCCCGGGAAACAACUCCGGACUACCGCCCGUUAGGAACAUGGCAACCGACAAAUGAUAACCAUAUCAACGACAACGAUGUACAGGCUAUAAACGAAAAAUCUCAAAAAACGAACGCGAACCAGAACACGAAAUUCCACCAGCUUCAGCGCAUGUUCGGCAAGCAGUGCGGCGACGCCGAGCCAGUGCCGCUCUACAAGCAGAUCAACCAGGGCGAUGUCUUCAGCACCGAACACGAGCUGCGUCUCGCUUUCAACCGCCAAGGCGAAGAAUUGAGAAUCGUUAAACGGCAGCUACAAAAUAGCCAGCAACGGGUAAGAGAACUUGAGCAACACGUGGCAGCUCUACAGGCCAAACUGCAGAACCAGUGA